This is a messenger RNA of Pundamilia nyererei, 3074 nucleotides long. Its product is annotated as volume-regulated anion channel subunit LRRC8C. The transcript is spliced from 3 exons. Gene Ontology annotation, cellular component: cytoplasm. Lineage: Eukaryota; Metazoa; Chordata; Actinopteri; Cichliformes; Cichlidae. The record is from RefSeq and is a predicted model, not a curated record. Gene Ontology annotation, molecular function: protein binding. The coding region runs from base 135 to 2558 and encodes 807 amino acids.
GACACAAAAUUGUUUCCAUUCUUUCGAGAGAGAGAGAGAGACUCUCUUUGUUGUCAGACUAGUUCAUCCUGUUUGAAUCCCCCUUUGAGCGCAGGAGGAGCGUCCAUUCAUUCAAGUGUGGAGCAGCAGCCAGGAUGAUCCCAGUGGGUGAAUUCAGAUCCCUCGGCACAGAGCCCAGCUCGAAGUAUAGGGUCCUGAAGCCAUGGUGGGAUGUUUUCACAGAGUAUCUGUGCAUUGCUAUGCUCAUGAUUGGAGUCUUUGGAUGCACUUUGCAGCUCACCCAAGACAAGAUUGCAUGCCUGCCAAGCCACUUCACCAGUCCAACACCAAAAGCAAUUGACUGCAGCAACAUCAGCAGUUAUGGGGACAAUGAGAAGUUGCAGAACACACUGGUGACCCCGGCGAGCCCCAUCAUAGUGGAGGUGUUUGGGCGGAAGAACAAUCUGGACAUUCAUCAAUACGUGUUCGUCAACAACUAUUGCUAUGAGAGGUCUGUUCACUGGUAUGCAAAGUACUUUCCGUACCUCGUGGUUAUCCACACCAUAAUCUUCAUGGUAACAAGCAGCUUCUGGUUCAAGUUUCCUGGGACAUCUUCUAAAAUUGAUCUCUUUGUCAACAUUCUUGACAAGUGCUUUGACUCACCCUGGACCACAAGAGCCCUGAGUGAAGUUUCUGAGGAAAGAGGCGAGGAGAAGCUAGUCAACUGGAGGAGGAACACUAUGACUAAAGGCUCCACAGAAGGACAAAUCGAUGAGGAGGAGACUGUGGGCCUUCUUCGCUCCUGCUCUGUUAAGUCUAAUCAAGAAAAGAAAAGUGCAGAACCGAAGUCUACCCUCUCUUUGUUGGAUAAGAAGGAAGGAGAGCAAGCCAAAGCUCUAUUUGAAAAGGUGAAGAAGCUCCGAACUCAUGUGGAGGAAAAAGACAUUUUGUACCACAUGUACGUUCUGCAAACGUCAGUAAAGGUCAUCCAUUUUCUUUUGAUUAUUAUUUACACCGCAUUGCUGGUACCUAACAUUGAGAUAGUUGUGCAGUGUUUGGUUCCGCCUGAGCUGACUGGUUUUGAUAUCUAUUGCUGUAACCACAACAAAGCACAUCUUUUCUCCAAGCUUGCCUACUGCUAUAUCUGCUUUGUGGCCGUAUUUGGACUUCUGCGUAUCUAUACCCUCUACUGGCUUUUCCAUCGACCUCUAAAGGAGUACUACUUUGAGCAGGUCAGACUGGAGACCGGAAUUAAUGACAUACCUGAUGUGAAGAAUGAUUUUGCCUUCCUCCUGCAUCUUGUGGACCAAUAUGAUGCUCUUUAUUCUAAAAGGUUUGCUGUCUUUCUUUCCGAAGUCAGCGAGAGCCGCCUCCAUCAGCUUAAUCUAAACUACGAGUGGACUGACAAAAAGUUGCGCACGCGUCUAGCCAGGAACACCAGAAACCGUCUAGAGCUACACCUGUUAAUGUUACCAGGGCUUCCAGAAACCGUUUUUGAAAUUCCCGAACUGGAAUCACUCAAACUCGAGCAGAUGAAGAAUGUCACCAUACCGGCUAGUAUAGCAAAGCUAGAGUCUCUCCAGGAGUUAUCAAUGGUCUACUGCCCCGCAAAGCUCCAAGUUGCUGCCCUAAACCACCUGAGAGAACAUUUAAAGAUUCUAUAUCUAACCUUUGAGCAUUUAGAAGAGGUUCCUGUGUGGAUGUACACCUUACACUGCCUGGAAGAGCUCCACCUGGAAGGUCCUUUAACCAACGAGGUGUCCAAAAGUCCCAUUCUGGAUUCCUUUAAAGAGCUUAGAGCUUUGAGGGUCCUCACUUUUCGCUCCAAACUUACAAAGAUCCCCUCCAGCAUAGGAGAUGUUGCGUUCCAGUUGCAGCGCUUGCGUAUCUACAAUGAAAGUGUCAGGGUCCAGGCUUUAAGCAUCCUGAAGAAGUUAACCAACUUAGUUUCACUGGAAUUAGUGGGCUGUGAGUUGGAGCGCAUCCCAAGUGCUGUCUUCAGCCUGAGCAAUCUGCAGGAGCUGGACCUGAAGGAAAACAAACUCACUACUGUGGAGGAGAUCCUGAGCUUACAGCACUGCAGGCAUUUAGUGACACUUCGGCUAUGGCACAAUAAAAUCUCAUACAUCCCUGAACAUAUAUCUAAGCUGCAUACCUUGGAGACACUGGACAUUAGCUGGAACAAGCUAGGAAAGCUUCCCUCUCGGCUCUUCUACUGCACCAAACUCCGGCACCUCGACAUCUCUCACAAUCAACUCACUUCGCUCCCUUCUGAAGUGAACAUCCUGCAGAGCCUGCAGUUCUUCUCCGCAGCUUUCAACUCCUUAGAGACAGUGCCAGAAGAGCUGUUCUCCUGUAAAAGGCUAAAAACGCUGAUUCUUGGUAACAACCGCCUUUCACACUUCAGCUCAAAAGUAGCCAACCUUGCCCAGCUGGUCCGGCUGGAUAUUAAAGGAAACCGUCUGGAGUACUUACCUCAGGAGAUAGGGGACUGUCCCCUGCUGAGUGGGCUGAUAGUAGAAGAUAACCUGCUGGAUCAACUGCCAUCAGAUGUAAGAAGCAAGUUAAAUAAAAGCUGAGUGUGUGGAGCUAAGGUUCGUCACAUACUUGUGUUUUCUAAUUAAAGAGUGGUGGGUGAGCUUGAAAAAACAUUUUUGAUCCAAAUAUUUUUCAGAGAGAAGCAAAAGGAAAACCCAAACCACAGCUGACCACUAAAAGAGAACCAGUAACUCUAAAGCUGAAGACUUUCAUAGGACUGACCUAAAGAGGUGCUUGUGAGAACACAAAGGUCUAACACAGUUGGAUCAGACGGUCUUUAAUCUACCAGGUGCCUAGCACAAAGUCCAUGUGAUGUCAAAUUGUGCCAUAUGCAAACCGCAAACUGCAUUAAGUGGACAUCAUGAAGGCUGCCUCCCGCACGCUUUCUCCAGGCAGCUUAAACCACACUGUGUAUUUCUAGUAGGGAAAACACAUCUGUGGACAAGUGUGGAAAUCCUAAUUGUCCCAGUUUUGCAUAUCCAUUAAAAACUGAUUUAAAGACUCUAUUUAAAAGCAGUCAUAACGAAAUGAUUCAUAUUUUUUGAUUUUCACAUUUU